AUGGCAUCGCAAUCCGCUUUGCCUCCUCCCCCUCUCCCGCCAUGGGUCGUGGCCCUAGAAAAGCCUCUCCCCAAACCCCCCAAAUCGACAGCAAAUAUCCCCGACCCGCCAGGUUUCUCAAGGAUCAAAAUUGCAGGCAGCAAACAGCGCACCCAACAACCCUCCCCAUCCAAGCCCGUCGAAACAGACACACUCAAACUGAAAAAGGCCUGGGAAAUUGCGCUCGCUCCGUCCAAACAGAUCCCCAUGAAUGCUAUCAUGAUGUACAUGUCCGGGAACAGUUUACAGAUCUUCAGCAUCAUGAUGGUGUUCAUGCUAUUCAAGGGGCCGAUCCAGGGGUUGAUGAAUACAAAUUCUGUGUUUGCCAAGCUGGAAACGGAUGCGACUCGGGCGAAGCUGGCGGGUGUGAAGGUGGUGUAUGUGUUGAUGCAAUUGGUCUUGUUGGGUUUGGGUGUUUGGAAAGUUAAUGCGAUGGGGCUGUUACCGACUACAAGGUCGGACUGGUUGGCGUGGGAGUCGGAGAGACAACCAUUGGAAAGGGCUUAUUUCGCGUUCGGAUGA
This is a messenger RNA of Monascus purpureus, 561 nucleotides long. NCBI's taxonomy places the organism in Eukaryota, Fungi, Ascomycota, Eurotiomycetes, Eurotiales, Aspergillaceae. The record is from the annotation of a GenBank genome assembly.